GACUUUGAUCAAGGUAGCAUCGUCUCAUUCGACGACGAUGUCAGUAUCAGCGACUCAGCACACGAUUCACAGUCAUCAGAGUCGUCAACAUCCUCUUCAUGGACAAACGCGACCGAGCCCGUCGAACUCUCGCAGAACGAUGACACCAAAGGCCAGGCCCCGGCCGGGCAUCUCGAACUUUGUUCGUCACCCUCUGAGGACCAGUAUUGCGACAGCGUCAAAUCAGUCUCGUCGGCAACUUCCCAGCCCGAAAGCUUGGACGAGUCAACCUUUGUCCCACGUGUCCUUUCUCAAUGCUCUGCCGAUGGGCUUACAAGACGGACCAACAGCCGUAGGCCGACGGCUUCAACGAAGAGUCUCUCUGGCCCUUGCAGACUGAAAAGAGAUACCGACGGCACGGAACACUUCGUGUCGCUCCUCAUUAUCUUCGCUACAAGACUGAUCACUGCCAUCUGGCCAAUGUCGGCGUGCCCUCCUAUGACUUCGACAUGCUUCAAUGGUGCUGGCGUCUUGCCCUUACGUGUCUUCAUUCAGGAGACUCUCAGACGAUCCAAAUCAAGCUAUUCGACUUUGCAAGUUGCCCUGUACUACCUGAUCUUGCUCAAGGCAAAGCUAUCGUGCCGGCCUCAAAACGCCGAUGCUGAUGGCGAACAUGGUGUCGAACGGUCGCGUUGUCGUGCGAUGCAGUGCGGGAGACGCAUGUUCCUGUCAGCACUUAUGCUAGCCUCCAAGUACCUUCAAGACAGGAACUACUCAGCACGGGCUUGGAGUAAGAUAUCUGGCCUUCGGAGCAACGAAAUCAAUGAGAACGAGAGAAACUAUCUCCAAAUCAUCGAUUAUGAACUCCACGUGCCGAAGGAGUAUUUCGACGUUUGGAGCAAGAUCGUGUUGUCAUUGAGCCAGUUGUCAAGAGAGCAACCUCGCUGCCGGCCAGGUUCUCCCGGCUCUUCUGGAUAUUCCUCCCCUGGGACGGGGUCAAGCAAUUCGCUGGUUGAAAUGGUUUCACAAGUCGAUUUGGAAGAGCCAAGCGGACAUCAGGUGUUUUCUGAUUCUUGGUGGUGUGGCUUGAUCAAACGCCUUGAUCCGUGUCUUGUCAAGGACACCAAUCUGGCCGCUGAGUUUCUGCGCAGAAACCUGCCCCAGGAUGAUGCCGAUCAUGUCGCUUCCUGGACAUUCGACAAGCCGCCUAGUCCGCCCACCAGCCCGGAGUCGGCGUCUGGGUUGUACGAUAUGAACUUCAGCGACACGUUGAAGCCACGAUCCGGUGAAGUGCCUCAAGGUUCUACUUCCCGGACACCAACACAACUAAGCCCGGCUGGUACCACUGAGUUGCCGAUGCGACCAUAUCUCGCAAACCUACCGACACCACAAACCACUCCCCGUGUUGCUGACAACUGCGCAUCGCCGGCCAACAGCAGGCCUUCCCUUCGCUGUUCUGCGUCGGUAGAUGCACUUCGCAACAUGCGGAGGCAAUGCUUCACGAAUGCGAACUUGGAGCGCUGUCCUCCACCACGGCCGCAAGGCUGUGCCUUACCAUCUAUGAGAUCCCUCCUACGUCCUGCAGAGACAUACAGGGAAAAUUUAAGCAAGUCCACAACCCCUUGCACAUCUUCACCAUUAUCUGUCAUCACCGAAACGACGCCGGGCCUAACAUCACGCUCGCGGUCUUCCUCAAUCUCCUCGAACUCAUCAUGGACAUCAACUAUGCGAGUUGGCCAUGGAGAGCUUUCCAAUUCGUCACUACGGCGGGUUCGCUCAUCGGUAGAUUAUUACAGUGGAGAGGAGCUUUCUACAAAGGUGGCUGAACAUCAGGCCGCGACCAGCUCUGAAGUAGAUGCUGCACAACUUUUGCUAUCGCUCUCAGCACACUCUGAGACUUCAAGUCAAAGCACGACUCCUACCCCAAGCCGGCUUUCAGAGCAGGGCGUUCUGGCCGUGCAACCUUGUAGUGACGGCCCGAGAGGUCACAAGAGAACUCUGUCCAAGGCCGAUCACAAGUUGCAAGCCUUUGUGAGCCUAAACCUUGCGGCUGGCCCGAGGUCUUGUGAUGUUGUCGAUGACCCUCUACAGCCAUUCUAUGACACCAAUCCCAAACAAUGGCAGGUACCGGCUAGAAGCUGGGCAGGUCCGAGGCGAGCUUUGCCUAACGCGACCGACAACAAACGGCGUUGCUCAAUUCAGCAGUUCACUUCUGCACCAGACCUUGCGGCACGAUAUCUGAAGGAGUCCAUGAUGGCGGCU
Messenger RNA from Exophiala viscosa, 2241 nucleotides. RefSeq lists its product as uncharacterized. Gene Ontology annotation, molecular function: protein kinase binding; cyclin-dependent protein serine/threonine kinase regulator activity. The transcript has a single exon. The annotation marks the transcript as partial. Gene Ontology annotation, biological process: regulation of cyclin-dependent protein serine/threonine kinase activity. The record is from RefSeq and is a predicted model, not a curated record. NCBI's taxonomy places the organism in Eukaryota, Fungi, Ascomycota, Eurotiomycetes, Chaetothyriales, Herpotrichiellaceae. Gene Ontology annotation, cellular component: cyclin-dependent protein kinase holoenzyme complex; nucleus.